AUGAUGUCUCUUUGUAUGUUGGUUGUGCUAUUAGUCAUACAUGAUGAAUCUUUUGCUCAGUCAAUAACAUCAUUGCAGACCAAAGAACAUGCCAUGGAGGGAGACACAAUCACUCUCUCAUGCAAAUAUGAUAGCCAAGCACGUAGUUUACAGUGGUAUCGACAGCAUCCAGGAUCCAAACCUGAAUACCUGCUUCUUCUUUAUGAGUCAUCAAGUAAUGUGAUACAUGCAGAUCCCCCUUUCCCAAGACUGGAUGCCACAGUGAAUAAGGUGGAGAGGCUGGUAGACUUGAAGAUCUCCACUGCUGCACUCACAGAUUCUGCACUGUACUACUGUGCUUUCGAGCCCACAAUGAGAGUAAAAGCAACCACACUUGCAAAGAGUCUGCACUGGUAUAGACAAUAUCCUGGAUCCAGGCCUAAAUUUUUGCUCCUUGUCAUCGAGUCAUCCAUAAAGAGUGCCAUACAUCCAGAGCCCCCUAUUCCAAGACUGGAUGGCAAACUGAAAAUGGGAGAUAAGCAGGUGGAUCUGGAGAUCAACUCUGCUGCAGUCAUAGACUCUGCUCUGUACUUCUCUGCUCUGUACUACUUAACACAAGGUUUUGCACAGUCAAUAACACCAUUGCAGAACAAAGUACAUGCCACUGAGGGAGAGAAGAUCACUCUCUCAUGCAAAUAUGAUGGAAAUGCAGACAGUCUGCAAUGGUAUCGACAGUUUCCUGGAUCCAGGCCUGAAUUUCUACUCCUUGUCAUUGUGUCAUCUAAAUGGAGUGUAAUACAUGCGGACACCCCUAUCCAAGGACUGGAUGGCAAACUGGGAGAUAAUAAGCAUGUGGAUCUGGAGAUCUCCUCUGCUGCAGUAACAGACUCUGCUCUGUACUACUGUGCCUUGCAGCCCACAGUGACAGGAAACACAACAACACUUUUCAGCAGCUUGAGAUUAUCAGUCAUGAUGUUCCUAUGCAGUAUCUGGCUCAUUCUUCUCUUUGCAGGUGAUGCAAUUGGACAGGGAAUAGCCCCUUGCUCCUCAUCUGAAUUUGUUGCCAGUGGUAACUCCAUCACAUUGUCCUGCAGUUACAGUGGGACUUACAGCAGUGAUUCUCUCCUGUGGUAUCGGCAAUAUGCAAGAUCCAGACCAGAAUUCUUGUUUUUAGUUAGUGAAGCCAACUUUGAGCGGCCAGCUGAUCUUCCAAUUCCUGGAAUGUCUGCUAAAUUAAAUGAAGAGAAUAACCGUGUGGAUCUGGAGAUCUCCUCUGCUGCAGUAACAGACUCUGCUCUGUAUUACUGUGCCCUGCAGCCCACAGUGACAGGAAACCCAACCACACUGUACAAAAUUGAAUGGAAAACCAACCAAGCCAACUAACUAUCUGAUGAAUCUACUGUACUGUUUUAACAGUAAACUGGACCUUGUACAUACUCAUAAAAAACAUGUAGAUCAACUAAAAGAGCAUGUCACUGGCAACACCAAGGUCAUGGAUUAAAUUUUGUAAGGAUCACACAAACUGAUAAAAUGUGUAUGCAUACCUUGACUGCACUCUCAUGCACAAGUCAGUUUGAAUAUCUGCUAAAUGCCUUAAUGUUAAUGUAAAUAAGAUUACACUGAAACCAGAGUCAUA
Molecule: messenger RNA, 1615 nt
Organism: Myxocyprinus asiaticus (Chinese sucker)
Lineage: Eukaryota; Metazoa; Chordata; Actinopteri; Cypriniformes; Catostomidae
Exons: 7
Coding region: 1-1362 (453 amino acids)
Source: RefSeq, a predicted model, not a curated record